Choloepus didactylus (southern two-toed sloth) is the source of this 3622-nucleotide messenger RNA. RefSeq names its product Rho guanine nucleotide exchange factor 26 (gene ARHGEF26). The record is from RefSeq and is a predicted model, not a curated record. Bases 1 to 2586 code for a protein of 861 amino acids. Gene Ontology annotation, biological process: activation of GTPase activity. Gene Ontology annotation, molecular function: guanyl-nucleotide exchange factor activity; protein binding. NCBI's taxonomy places the organism in Eukaryota, Metazoa, Chordata, Mammalia, Pilosa, Megalonychidae. The transcript is spliced from 14 exons.
AUGGACAGCGAAAGCGAAGUGGAUAUUUCUAGCAACAGCUUAACCCCCUUGUGGCGGAGGAGGUCGACCCCGCAACCCCAGCUUCUGGCCCGGAGCAAGCCGAGGCCUCAGUCGUACCAGAGCCCCAGCGGGCUACUGAUCACGGAUUUUCCCGUGGAGGACAUAGGGACGCUUCCCGCGCCGCAGUCUCCCGCCCAGGUGCCCACCUCGUCGGACGGCAGGACGGUCCAAAGGAGUCCACAGUUUCUGUGCGCCAAUGGGAGGACGGUCUCUCCGGAAUACAGAACUGUCUCUCCCCGACUCCGACGGCCCAAGACACCCCAGGCCCCCAAAGCGGCGCGGGGCAGUUCCCCGAAACUCCCAGCGAACGGUACUGUGACCUUCUCUGCUCCGCAGCCGCCUCUGCUGUGCCCUCCGCGGACUCCUAAUGCGUCUGCGCCCUGCAGCCCCGAGGAGGACCCUACCGGGUUGACCGCCAGCCCUGCGUCCUCGCCCCCUGCAAAUGGAUUUGCGCCUAAUAACGACUCCCCUGGCCCCGGUUCGCCAUCCAAGGAGUCUGAACGCGGACUCUCGAGACUCUCUCCUGCGCUCCAGAAAAGGGCUUCGGAACAAAAACUCCCCCUUCAAAGGCUGACCUCACAGGAGAACGAGCUCCCGGAGAAUUCUCAAAUGGUUUUGAGUACGAAUAGCCCCGCUGCCCUCAAAGUGGGGAAGCAGCAGAUCAUUCCGAAGAGCCUGGCCUCUGAAAUUAAAAUAAGUAAAUCUAACAGUCAGAAUGUGGAGCCUCACAAGAGAAUCUUCAAGGUACGCAGCUUGGUGGAAGGCCUUGCAGCGCCUUUGGGCCAUGCUGGGGAUGAAGGCGAGUCCGAGAACGACCUGGACAGCCCGGGUUCUCUGCGGAGAGGCUUGCGGUCCACGUCCUAUCGCAGGGCAGUGGUCAGUGGCUUUGAUUUUGACAGCCCUACCAGCUCGAAGAAGAAGAACAGAAUGUCCCAGCCAAUUCUGAAAGCAGUAAUGGAAGACAAGGAGAAGUUUUCCAGUCUGGGAAGGAUAAAGAAAAAAAUGCUGAAAGGACAAGGAACGUUUGAUGGGGAAGAAAAUGCAGUCCUGUAUCAGAACUACAAAGAAAAAGCUCUUGACAUUGACUCUGAUGAAGAGUCAGAGCCCAGAGAACAGAAGUUAGAUGAAAAAAUUGUGGUUCACCAUAAGCCACUAAGGUCCACAUGGAGCCAGCUCUCUGCGGUGAAAAGAAAUGGAUUAUCUCAGACCAUUACUCAAGAGGAAAGAAAACGGCAGGAGGCUAUCUUUGAAGUCAUAUCCUCUGAACAUUCAUAUUUACUCAGCUUAGAGAUCUUGAUAUGCAUGUUUAAAAAUUCUAAAGAACUGAGUGACACGAUGACCAAAACAGAGAAUCACCAUCUUUUCUCCAAUAUUAACGAUGUCUGUGAGGCAAGCAAAAAAUUCUUGACCGAGUUGGAAGCAAGACAUCAAAAUAAUAUCUUCAUAGAUGACAUAAGUGACAUUGUGGAAAAGCACACAGCAUCCACAUUUGAUCCUUAUGUGAAAUACUGCACAAAUGAAGUCUACCAACAACGAACACUACAAAAACUAGCCACCAAUCCAUCUUUUAAGGAAGUGUUAUCACGAAUUGAGUCCCACGAAGACUGUCGGAACUUACCCAUGAUCUCCUUUCUCAUUCUCCCCAUGCAGAGGGUGACUCGCCUUCCCUUGCUGAUGGACACCAUCUGUCAAAAAACACCUAAGGAUUCUCCAAAGUACGAAAUCUGCAAAAGGGCCUUAAAGGAAGUAAGCAAGUUGGUCCGGCUGUGCAAUGAAGGAGCCCGGAAGAUGGAAAGGACUGAGAUGAUGUACACAAUUAACUCCCAGCUGGAAUUUAAAAUUAAGCCCUUUCCUUUAGUCUCCUCUUCACGGUGGUUGGUAAAAAGAGGUGAAUUGACGGCCUAUGUUGAAGACACUGUGCUUUUCUCGAAAAGAACAUCCAAACAGCAAGUCUACUUCUUUCUCUUUAACGAUGUUCUCAUUAUCACCAAGAAGAAGAGUGAAGAAAGUUACAACGUGAAUGAUUAUUCUUUAAGGGAUCAGCUAUUGGUGGAAUCUUGUGACAGCGAAGAGUUUAAUUCUUCUCCAGGAAAGAACAGUUCUACGAUGCUUUAUUCAAGACAGAGCUCUGCCAGUCACCUCUUUACUUUGACCGUCCUUAGUAACCAUGCGAAUGAGAAAGUAGAAAUGCUGCUAGGGGCUGAGACGCAGAGUGAGCGAGCCCGUUGGAUAACAGCCCUGGGACAAAGCAGCGGGAAGCAGCCUCCGGACCGAACCUCACUGACCCAGGUGGAAAUCAUUAGAUCGUUUACAGCCAAGCAGCCAGAUGAACUCUCCCUGCAGGUGGCGGAGGUGGUCCUCAUUUAUCAGCAUGUCAGUGAUGGCUGGUAUGAGGGGGAACGACUGCGAGAUGGAGAAAGGGGCUGGUUUCCUAUGGAAUGUGCCAAGGAGAUAACAUGUCAAGCUACAAUUGAUAAGAAUGUGGAGAGGAUGGGACGUUUGCUAGGACUGGAGACCAACGUGUAACCUCUCACAUGACCUUUUGUUAUUGCGAGAUUUGCACUACAUAAUGGUGGGCUGUUUGGUUCUGGGCUGGUUUUAUUAAUAAUUUUAAGACAGCCUAGUUAAUUAAAAGAAUGAAACCACUUGCCUGUAAGCUUGCCAGGUUGUUGUGCUCUCUCAGGAGAGCAGCUGUUGGAUUCAGCUAGCUCACAUAAGCUUAGUUUUUACGUCACCAUCCACUUGCAUACCUCUUCAGGUACACGGAAUAGCUGAGCAGUUCACUUCAGGGAUCAGGCAGUCUCAGCUCCUUCUAGUUUCACUACAUGUUCUGGCACAAAAUAGUGUAUAUAAAUGUAUAUAAAAUGCUGUAUCCUGGCUUUCUCUGUCCUCACUUAACUAAGAAUGUUACUGUCCCUCCUUAAACAUCUUCAUAUUGUUCUCCCAGUAUUAGUGAGAUUUCAUGUCCUUAAGGGAUGUCCAGUUUGUAAAUAUUUUUUCCAGCUUCUUAUUUUUUAGAUCUGAUUUUAAUGCUAUAUUAAUAUCAAAAAGGAACUAGUAGAAUUCAGAAGAUGAGCUCUUCUGUUUUUCUAAACCCUUCCCAGGAAGGGGAAAUUGACACUUGAACUUUUGCCACUUUUAUCCUCAUUAGAAAGGAAAGUAAGGAGCCUUACUUUGCUUUUUUUUUUUUUUUUAAUCCAUCUCACCCAAUAUUGAUGUUAGACAAAUGAAGCCUAAUAAAACCUAAGCUACUUUAAAAGUAUAGAAUUUUGAAGAGUUCACAUUUGUGAGAGAAUCUUGAAUGUAGGAGUCCUCCUUUUUUUAAAAUUCCCAAAUAAGGUGAUAAGCUGACGUGGAUGUUGCUUUGCGUUCAAUAGCGUGAGGUUUUUGACUGUUCUACUCCCAUUUCCAAAUAGGUAACUGGCAGGAACACUUUAACAAUCUUGAGGAAUCGACCAUUAGGCCUUAAAAGGUGUCAAGAAGCCAGUGGGGUAGCAAAUUGAAACAUAAAAUUUUGACCUUAAAGGGAACCUGUUCUAUUUGCACUAAAAGUUUUGCUGAA